This is a messenger RNA of Ceutorhynchus assimilis (cabbage seed weevil), 339 nucleotides long. The record is from the annotation of a GenBank genome assembly. NCBI's taxonomy places the organism in Eukaryota, Metazoa, Arthropoda, Insecta, Coleoptera, Curculionidae.
AUGCCACUGAAUGAUAUCGCUGUAAAAUCUUUAUUCAAACAAUUUAGCAAAACAGGGUCUGCAUGUAAGGCGAGAUGGAAUAAUAUCAGAGAAAAUUACAGGAAAUCUCUAAAAAAAACUGCAACAAAAGGGGGACAAGCCUCAAAAAAAUUAAACUUUAUAAAUAAGCAGAGGCAUUGGGAUUUCCAAAAAAAAAGUUUUGAUGAAAGAGAUACGAAAGCAAAUAUUGUAUUCCAAAAAGACGAGACUGAGGAACAGGAAGAUUUUGAAGAACAAAUCAGUGAAGAAGAGAUCACAUUACAUGAUGUGGCAUACUCCAACUUUUGCAAAAGAAACUGA